Molecule: messenger RNA, 2437 nt
Organism: Cynocephalus volans (Philippine flying lemur)
Lineage: Eukaryota; Metazoa; Chordata; Mammalia; Dermoptera; Cynocephalidae
Product: zinc finger protein 772-like
Exons: 6
Coding region: 10-2325 (771 amino acids)
Biological process (GO): regulation of transcription by RNA polymerase II
Cellular component (GO): nucleus
Molecular function (GO): DNA-binding transcription activator activity, RNA polymerase II-specific; RNA polymerase II cis-regulatory region sequence-specific DNA binding
Source: RefSeq, a predicted model, not a curated record
CAGGCUCUGAUGGCGGUGGCUGCGCUGAUGGAACCGGUGCAGGUUUCCAUGAACUCAGAAGUAAUUAUGGACCCUAUACAGGGACAGGUGAACUUUGAAGAUGUGGCUAUUUAUUUCUCCCAGGAGGAGUGGCAGCUUCUUGAUAAGGCUCAGAGAUGCCUGUACCGAGAUGUGAUGUUGGAGAACGUUGCACUUAUGGCUUCUCUAGGUUGUGGGCACAGAAUGGAGGAUGAGGAGACAACUUUUGAGCAGAGCAUUUCUGUAGAAGAAGUGUCACAGAUCAGGACUCCCAAGGAAGGCCCUUCUAACCAGAAAACCUAUCCCUGUGAGACAUGUGGCCUGGUCUUAAAAGAUAUUUUGCUAUUGGCUGAGCACCAGGAAACACACCGGGGGCAGAAACCAUACAUGUGUGUGGCAUGUGGGAAGCAAUCCUGGUUCAGUCCGAAUCUUCACCAGCACCAGAAGGAGCACUGUGGAGAGAAACUCUGUAGAAGAGAGGAGGGUAGGACCUUUCUUUGUGAGCAGGCGUUUCACAGUAGACAAAGGCAGUACAAGUGCAGCGAAUGUGGGAAGGCCUUCAGCCGCAAGGACUCACUCGUUCAGCACCAGAGAGUCCACACUGGAGAAAGGCCUUAUGAGUGUGGUGAAUGUGGGAAAACCUUCAGCCGCAAACCUAUACUUGCUCAGCACCAGAGAAUCCACACUGGAGAAAUGCCUUAUGAGUGUGGCAUAUGUGGGAAAGUUUUUAAUCAUAGCUCUAACCUUAUUGUACACCGGAGAGUACACACUGGAGUGAGGCCUUACAAGUGCAGUGAAUGUGGGAAAGCCUACAGCCACAAAUCCACACUUGUUCAGCAUGAGAGUAUCCACACUGGAGAAAGGCCUUAUGAGUGUGGUGAAUGUGGGAAAACCUUCAGCCGCAAACCUAUACUUGCUCAGCACCAGCGAAUCCACACUGGAGAAAUGCCUUAUGAGUGUGGCAUAUGUGGGAAAGUUUUUAAUCGUAGCUCUAACCUUAUUGUACACCGGAGAGUACACACUGGAGUGAGGCCUUACAAGUGCAGUGAAUGUGGGAAAGCCUACAGCCACAAGUCCACACUUGUUCAGCACAGGAGUAUCCACACUGGAGAAAGUCCUUAUGAGUGUAGUGAAUGUGGGAAAUACUUUGGUCACAAAUACAGACUCCUUAAACACUGGAGUGUUCACACUGGCACAAAGCCUUAUGAGUGCAUUGCAUGUGGGAAAUUCUUUAGUCAAAGCUCUGACCUUAUUGCACACCAAAGAGUUCACAAUGGUGAAAAGCCUUAUGUGUGCAGCAACUGUGGAAAAGCCUUUAGCCACAAACAUGUACUUGUUCAGCACCAUAGAAUUCACACUGGAGAAAGGCCAUAUAAGCACUAUAAAUGCAAUGAAUGUGGGAAAGCCUUCUGCCGAAAAUACAGACUGGCUCAGCACCAGAGAAUCCACACUGGAGAAAGGCCUUAUGAGUGCAAUGAGUGCAGAAAAGCUUUCAGCUACAAACACAUACUUGUUCAGCAUCAGAGAGUUCACACUGGAGAAAGGCCUUAUGGGUGCAGCGAAUGUGGUAAAGCCUUCAGCAACAAACCCACGCUUGUUCGGCACCAGCGAAUUCAUACUGGAGAAAGGCCUUAUGAGUGCAGCGAAUGUGGGAAAUUCUUUAGCCAAAGCUCCAGUCUUAGUGAACAUCAGAGAAUUCACACUGGGUCAAAGCCUUAUAAAUGCAGUGAAUGCGGAAAAUUCUUUACCUCCAACUCCAACCUGGUUAAACACCGUAGAGUUCACACAGGAACCAGGCCUUAUGAGUGCAAUGAAUGUGGGAAGUUCUUUAACCAAAGCCCCAGCCUCAUUAAACAUCAGAGAGUUCAUACAGGUGAAAGGCCAUAUGAGUGUAGUGAAUGUGGGAAAUUUUUUAGCCAAAGCUCUACCCUCAUUAAGCACCAAAGAGUUCACACUGGAGUAAGGCCUUAUAAGUGUUUUGAAUGUGGGAAACUUUUUAGCCAGAGCUUUGGCCUCACUCAACACCAGAAAGUUCACACUGGAGAAAGGCCCUAUGAGUGCAGUGAAUGUGGAGAAUUCUCUAGCCAAAACACACAACUUAUUCAGCACCAAAAAAUUCAUGCCAGAGAAAUGCCUCAUGAGUGCAGUAAAUGUGGAAUAGUCUUUAGUCAAAGGUCUGCUCUAAUUGAGCAUGAGAAACUUCACAGCCCAGCUAGGCUUUAUGAGUGCAGUGAAUGUGGGAAAGCCUUCAGCCAAAGGCCUAACCUCAUUCAACACCAGAAAGUUCACACUAGAGAAAGGCUUUAGAAUGAGGUGGAGACAACAGGGAAUGAGCUCUCUCCCUAUUUAAUACAACAGCUCAAUGAGCUGGCCAGUUAGCUCAGUUGGUUGCAGCAUGGUGUUAUAACACCAAGGUGAA